GGAAACGCGACGCGUCAAUACUGCACGUGAUAUUCUUCUUUCCGAACGUGCUUGUUCUUCUGUAUCUUAUAUCUCGUCGCUCACUCAACUAAAUUUGCAGACCGUAUCACGAUCACAACAAUCAUGACUGAUCUCACAUAUUGCUAUCUGCAUAUGUCCAAGCACGAUCUCCAAGUGCUGGACACACUCGAGACGUCGGAUUAUAUCAAAGGGGAACUUUCGGACGAGGAACUCGAUAUUCCUCAACACAUGGUACCACCGAACCCAGAUGACUCAGAUAAUCUGCCAUCCCAUGUUCAUCCAUCAUAUCCAUAUGGAAACCCCAGAAGUAUCAAACACCCUGCCUCUAGGCCUCGACCACCAUACGAUCCGACAUCGCGCGCUCUCUUUGAGGAUAUGGGAUAUGACGGAAGCGGUGUUGCCGGUACUCUUCGGUGGAAAGAUUUGGCUCUUGAUCAACUGCUGCCGGUAGAUGAAGAGAAAGAGACGGCGCUCAAAGCAGCAGAGGCGCGUAAGAUGGCCAGCGGAACUGGCAAUCAAAAUCCUCAAACGCAACAACAACCUGCAGCGCUGGCGCCUGGCGACGAGACUAUUGAUGAAGAGGACGAUGAAGAUGAAGAUGAUGAAAGUGAAGACGACGAAAACGACGAUGAAGCUGAUGAGGAUGAGGACAGCGAAGAAGACGCGGACGGUUGAACAUAGUGUUCGUUGCUGUUAUCAACCUUUUGCAAGUAUUGUGGUUACCAACGCAUCGCUUGCAUCCUCUUGCAACAAGUCUUUGACGUCCCCUUCCUGUUCAAGGG
Lentinula edodes (shiitake mushroom) is the source of this 803-nucleotide messenger RNA. RefSeq lists its product as uncharacterized. The transcript has 4 exons. The record is from RefSeq and is a predicted model, not a curated record. The coding region runs from base 124 to 696 and encodes 190 amino acids. Lineage: Eukaryota; Fungi; Basidiomycota; Agaricomycetes; Agaricales; Omphalotaceae.